GUCCUUAUCGAUAAGAAGGCGGAGAGCUAGCCAUGUGCCCUAAGCCCUAUCCGUGACCGUUGAUGGCAGCCGGGGUACAUUGCGGCAUGUAGACGUCAUACAAAAGCAAUCGAGCCGGAUUCUCCAGGCGAAAUCGACCGGACCUUAGCUUGUAUUAAUUCAGACUGCGGGGAUGUUCUUCUGACUUAACCAAGUCAGAUGAGUUAUUAUUGCUAUACCUGAAGACAUAGUGCUACGUCAAUAAAUAACCGCUUUUGCUACAAGGUCUACUAGCUGCUUCAGUACUACAACCACGAACAUGCCUGCCAAUACACGCAUUCAGUCUUCGGCUUCAAAGCUUCAUAAUCUGCUCGUACCCCGGCCUCCAACUCCGUGUCUGCUUCCACUGCGCUCUAUCUGGCAGCCGGCUGCGAUCCAUACCCCAAGAAGCGUGCAAGCACGCCUAAACAGCGGCCUAGGCAAAGACUGGAAGGGUACUGGGGCGGAGGAUCAUGCAGUUGAUCGAACACAGAAGAAUGAUACCACGGACCCAACAACAGAUGCAUCAGCUUCUGUUAUGCAGGACAGGAAGGAGGGCGAGGGUAACGACGCAAAACCUCAGGGAGCAACAGAAAAGGGAGGUAGCCAGCAUGGAAAGAAGGCGAAGCAGGAACAUCCGAAGGCACCGGAGCCGAUCAUUGGGAUGAACGAUGAGAGAGGUCAUAAGGGUCACUAAGCCCAGGGUUAUUCAUUGGUAAUCGAAAAGCUCAAAG
This is a messenger RNA of Aspergillus welwitschiae, 752 nucleotides long. RefSeq lists its product as uncharacterized. NCBI's taxonomy places the organism in Eukaryota, Fungi, Ascomycota, Eurotiomycetes, Eurotiales, Aspergillaceae. The coding region runs from base 299 to 715 and encodes 138 amino acids. The record is from RefSeq and is a predicted model, not a curated record. The transcript has 2 exons.